AUGAAUUCUCUAACUUUGUUAGUUUGCAUAUUUGCUGUUGCAGUCAUCCCAGAAUUUGUCAGUGGAGGGGGUGUUGCAAAGCGGCUUGUUCUUAUUUCUGAUGGAAGAACACGCCCUUCUGACAAAAAGAGUGAAACGCUGAGGCAGGCCGAUGAAUUACGGAAAAUGGGUGUAAGGAUCGUGGUGAUGUCAUUGGUUAACUCCUAUAAACCUGAGUCUGAUAUUGAAAAGGAAAUCGAGUUUAAUCAGAUCACGGGUGGUCGAGGUUUUAACAUCAUCGAUACAAAUAACUUCGGUAGUUUACUGGGUCCCCAAGGUCCGUUGCCAAGCCUUAUUAAUGCAAUAUGCGCGAGGGAAGAUGGUACUGGCAAUACAGUUAACCCGGCUGGUGUUACAACUACACAAGCACCUAUUAUUACCAACCCUCCUGUGAUUAUAACUACACAAGCACCUUUUAUUACUAACCCUCCUGCGACUACUAUUAAUCCGUUCCAAACAACUACUGUGCGUGGCGACCCUCAUGUUUCUUGCGUGCUACCUUCCGGUGACCGUAUCUGCUUUGACGCAUAUGGAGACCCUGGGAAAACAUAUCUGUUCUUUGAUGAUAAACUUAGUCGAACGAAGGUGUUGGCAACAUUUGUUUCUGUUGAGGCGUCUACAUCCAGUAAAGACUUGCUGUUCGUAGAUACGGUGUAUAUUCAAAGCCAGAGUAUCAACAUCAUUGCGACCAUCUCUGGCACCUCCAUUCUGGAUCACGAGACUGGUCGAGAAACAAAGCUUUCAUGCAUGAAAUCGCAUAAGUCUAAACAUACUUUCGGGAAUGUAAAGGCAGAAAUCGAAAACAGGUAUUUAUGGAUUGAGAGUCCUGAAUUUGGCAGAGUUGCCGUUAUGAAGUACAACAACCAUCUUGAUUUUGACCUUGCCUAUGAUAAGUCCGUCGUUGCUGGUGGUUUUGUAGGAGAUAUCUGUUCCUCCGCUUUUACCAAGGCCAGCAUGCCAACCAACAAGCCAUUGAAGUUUAACAGCAAACACUUCUUUACGGGAAAUCAUGAAAUUAAAAAUGGAGUCCUUACUGCAAAUGGUGUCAGCGUUGAUCUCACCAUGAGGAAAGGAUGCUACAAACCAGUGUCUGAUACAUCUAAAGAAGGCAUAAACAGAAUCCUCGAAGAUUACUUAACAGACGACGAUGAUCUGGAAAUAAUGUUCCAAGCCAUUUAAACGCAAGACAAAACAAGACUCUGCCAGUGAUUAGCACUCCGAGAAAUCUCGUCUCACAGUCAGGAUAUACUA
Molecule: messenger RNA, 1290 nt
Organism: Owenia fusiformis
Lineage: Eukaryota; Metazoa; Annelida; Polychaeta; Sabellida; Oweniidae
Source: the annotation of a GenBank genome assembly